GUUCAUAUUCACAUAGUCCUUAGUUCUUGUAAGGAAAGAGACAAAAGGAGAGAAUCUUUGGGAUGUACAGACAGCACAGAUAGAUUUCUUGUGUGCUGUCCAUUUGACCAAACAAAUUGUCUCACAUAUUCUCUUCACUAUCUAUACUUUGAGUUGAUUAAAAAAUAUCGAACCUAACAUGCAGGUGAGCUAGCUUGGCAAUUUCUUGCAUCAAACUAAUGGGUGCACCAUGUUCACAUGGAAAUUUUUAAGGAUUCUUUCAUGUUGUUUCUUACCACUUUGUUAUAUAUAACAGAUCCUUCAAUGGCUCUUCAAUACAACACACCAACCUCCACGACUGGCGAGUUCUAGUCAGGGCAGCAAGGGACAAGUUGAUCACAAAGAUCAAAAGGUUAAGUCGAACAAUAUAGUAGUUUUCAGUGAUUGUGGGAUUAGGCGGAGUAGGCGUUGUAAGAGAGUUGAACGGAGCAAACUCAACUGCGAGAACUUCAAUCUCUUUUAUUUCAUACGGAGGAAAGACGUCUCCAGGGCUUGCUUCUAUCACACGCUCAACUUGAAGAGGCUUGGGAGUUCUCAGACAAGGCAGCAUUCUGUCCUUUCCAUGAAGAUGAAAAAAGAAGAUGUCGCUAGAGGAGUAGUAGGAGUUGCUCAAAAGGCUGAUUCUGCCACUCAUGUUGGAAAUAAAGUCUUGCCUAUUACUGAUACGGCUCAGACAUCAUCAGCUAAUAACAAGGACCAGUGCCACGAUGCAGACAAGAAAGAAAAGACAAAGGGUGACAAGAUGAAAACCAUUUCCAGGAUGAAAGAACUAUUGAAAUGGGCUGCAGCUACCAAGGGUGAGAGAGGUGGAAAGUUCAUCGGUCGGAAGGUCUUGCAUUUUAGGAAUAGAUCAGCUUUGAAGGCAGUACCAGAUGAUGAUCAGCUCAGCAACGACUCGCCCAAAAUCAGUUUUAGAUGGGACGCGGACAGCUGCUCCACCACUUCCUCUGUCUAUUCUGCCAUUUCUGCCAUGGCUUCUUCGAUGAAACACGACCAAAUUUUGAAUGCCGAAUCAGUAAACACUACUCCGUUACAUGUUAGAGAUCAGUGCGUUGCCAGGACAGGAAAUUGGAUCACCACGGAUUCUGAAUUUGUUGUGCUGGAGUUGUGAAGAUCAGUAACAAGAACAGUUCCUUAGUGGUAGUAUCGCAUGGCUGAAUCAGCUACGUAUGCUCCAAAUGUGAUCUUAUGGGCUACAAAUCAGGGAAAUGAAGUGAACUUUUGUUGUCUGAACUGUAUCUGUUGUAGCCCACAUGGAAAUCAAUGUCUUAACAUAUUUCAAGAUCUGGAGAUGUUCUAAUUUGCUGCUAUCUCUUGAGUAACGAGGUUUCGAUCGACAACCACAAGUUCAUGAAAUCUUGCUGUUGUUUCCUGCAAAAAAGUGACAGUUGAUGCUCAUUUCCUGCAAUGAUAGUCCCUUUUCUCACUUAUAAAAU
Molecule: messenger RNA, 1475 nt
Organism: Sesamum indicum (sesame)
Lineage: Eukaryota; Viridiplantae; Streptophyta; Magnoliopsida; Lamiales; Pedaliaceae
Source: RefSeq, a predicted model, not a curated record